Pleuronectes platessa (European plaice) is the source of this 1090-nucleotide messenger RNA. Its product is annotated as LHFPL tetraspan subfamily member 7 protein. The transcript has 3 exons. Bases 359 to 1090 code for a protein of 243 amino acids. NCBI's taxonomy places the organism in Eukaryota, Metazoa, Chordata, Actinopteri, Pleuronectiformes, Pleuronectidae. The record is from RefSeq and is a predicted model, not a curated record. Gene Ontology annotation, cellular component: membrane.
CAGAGGAGAGUCCAGUGGUGCAGGUGCCUGUGUGUCCACAUGUGACUGCUGCUCCAGCUGUGCUGCUGCUCCAGCUGUGCUGCUGCUCCAGCUGCGCGCACACUUCAGGGUGUGACAGGAACACGCAGCCUGUCAGUCAGCUCUGUGCGCGCUGCUUUCCGGAUGACUUGACUCCUCUCGCUGAUGUGUCUCUGGAUGUUUUCUCCCCUCAGUGGUUUGUUUGUGUUCUGAGCCAGAUGUUCUGGAGGCUGCAGCUGCGGACAUCCAGCGGUUUCCCUUCUUCUUGUCUCUGUACCGAUGCAGCUGCUGGUCGGGGGCGCUGAAGUUGAAGUCCCGCUCCUGAAGGCGUGAGCUCCAAAUGCAUUCGCUCCUGGGCCGGGAGAAGAAAGAAGAAGAAGCCGGGUUCGGGAUCGAUCGGUCGGGUCUGUCUCCGGGCUUUGCGCCCCACGCCGCCACCAUGUUCAGCUGCGUGGGCUGCUUCUGGGUGCUCCUCUCCUCCGCUCUGGUCGCCGUGUGCAGCUUCAGCUUCAUAUCUCCUGCGUGGAUUGUCAAGGACCAGCUGAGGAACAGCCUCCACCACCACCAGCAGCCCCAGCACCACAGCAAGGACUCCGUGAGCUUUGGCUUGUUGUGGCACUGCUCCGAGUCCCUGGAUCACAUGUACCGGUGCUACACCUUCGGGGGACUGGGCAAAUUCGCAGAGAUCCCCUCCAGCUCCUGGCAGACCAGUGCGGUGCUGUGUUCAGGCGGCUGUGCUCUGCUGGCUGUCAGCUCCCUGUUGGCCAUCAUCACCAUCUUCCUGCCCAGUGGAGGAUGUGAGAGGAGGAUCUGCACCCUGGCUGGUUACAUGCAGAUGGCUGCAGUGUUCAUCAUGGCUGCCGGACUGCUGGUCUACCCCUUCGGCCUGAACUCUUCUCUGGUCAGGUCCUUCUGCGGGGACUCCGACAUCUACUACGCCGGCGAGUGCCAGAUCGGCUGGGGCUACAUGCUGGCGAUAGUCGGAGUCAUGCUCACCGUUUUCCUGCCCUUUUUUGCCAAAUAUGCACCGAAGGAGCAGCUGUCCCCCACCCCUUUGCCCACGCUGUUAUAG